This is a messenger RNA of Colias croceus (clouded yellow), 1818 nucleotides long. It is a transcript of the gene Smu1, whose product is annotated as WD40 repeat-containing protein SMU1. Lineage: Eukaryota; Metazoa; Arthropoda; Insecta; Lepidoptera; Pieridae. The record is from RefSeq and is a predicted model, not a curated record. Bases 186 to 1736 code for a protein of 516 amino acids. Gene Ontology annotation, biological process: mRNA splicing, via spliceosome. Gene Ontology annotation, cellular component: precatalytic spliceosome. The transcript has 8 exons. Gene Ontology annotation, molecular function: protein binding.
AUUGUCAAAUGUCAACUGUCAGGGUUGUCUGAAUUUAUCGUAGGAAUUUAUUUACAAGCUGAUUUUGAAGAUUGCAUCAAAUUAUCAAAUAAACUUAACUUUAUUAAUUUAACCUAAAUCAAUUGCAAAGUGUAAUUUCUGAAAUAAGCCAAUAAUUUGUUUUUUAUAUUUCAUACAACUUCGUUAUGUCUAUUGAAAUAGAAUCAGCAGACGUUAUACGUCUUAUUCAACAAUAUCUUAAGGAAUCUAAUUUGACGAAAACACUACAAACACUUCAGGAAGAAACCGGUGUAUCAUUGAACACUGUGGAUAGUGUGGAUGGUUUCUGUGCAGAUAUUAACAACGGUCACUGGGAUACAGUACUGAAGGCUACAGCAUCAUUGAAAUUGCCGGACAAGAAGUUGAUGGAUCUGUAUGAACAAGUGGUUCUAGAGCUCAUAGAGCUGCGCGAGCUGGGUGCCGCGCGAACUCUGCUGCGUCAGACACAACCCUGUCUGCUCAUGAAGCAGCAGGAGACAGAUAGAUACAUGCACCUUGAGAACAUGCUGUCGCGGUCGUACUUCGACCCGCGCGAGGCGUACGGCGGCGCGCGCGGCGGCGGCGGCGGCAAGGAGUGGCGCCGCGCCGCGCUGGCGGCCGCGCUGGCGGGCGAGGUGUCCGUCGUGCCGUCCUCGCGCCUGCUGGCGCUGCUCGGCCAGGCGCUCAAGUGGCAGCAGCACCAGGGCCUGCUACCGCCGGGUACGACGAUUGAUUUGUUCAGAGGCAAAGCGGCCAUCAGAGAUGAAGAAGAUGACAAAUGCCCGACGCAUGUAUCCAAAAUAAUUAAGUUCGGUCAAAAAUCACAUGUUGAAUGUGCAAGGUUCUCCCCCGACGGACAGUACCUCGUGACGGGUUCGGUGGACGGGCUCGUGGAGGUGUGGAAUUUUACCACGGGCAAGAUCCGCAAGGACCUGCGCUACCAGGCGCACGAUGAGUACAUGAGCAUGGAGGAGGCCGUGCUCAGUCUGGCCUUCGCGCGUGACUCCGACACGCUCGCCGCCGGCUCCAACGACGGCAAGAUCAAGGUGUGGAAGGUGUCGACGGGGCAGGUGCAGCGCAAGCUGGAGCGCGCGCACGCCAAGGGCGUCACGUGCCUGCAGUUCACGCGCGACAGCUCGCAGCUGCUGUCGGCCUCGUUCGACCGCACCGUGCGCAUCCACGGGCUCAAGUCGGGGAAGGUUCUGAAGGAGUUCCGCGGGCACGCGUCGUUCGUGAACGAGGCGACGUUCACGCCGGACGGGCACGCCGUGCUGAGCGCCUCGUCGGACGGCACCGUGAAGGUGUGGGCGGUGCGCUCGGCCGAGUGCACGGCGACGCUCAAGCCGCUCGGCUCGGGCGAGCCGCCCGUCAACUCGCUGCUGCUGAUGCCCAAGAACCCGGAGCACUUCGUGGUGUGCAACCGCACCAACACCGUGGUGAUCAUGAACAUGCAGGGGCAGAUCGUGCGCUCGCUGUCGAGCGGGCGGCGCGAGGAGGAGGGCGGCGCGCUCGUGUGCGCGGCGCUGGGCGCGCGCGGCCGCCUCGUGUACUGCGUGGGCGAGGACCUCGUGCUGUACGCCUUCUGCGCCGCCAGCGGCAAGCUCGAGCGCACCAUCAACGUCCACGAGAAGGCGGUGAUCGGCAUGACGCACCACCCUCACCAGAACCUGUUGGCCACGUACAGCGAGGACGGUCUGCUCAAGCUUUGGAAACCGUAGUCGGCUUCGUGAAAUGUAUUUUUAAGCUAGCUCCUAUGAAAGUCAUUAUGAGAUAAGAUCAAUAAAAUAUUGAAAAUAAUUA